Corythoichthys intestinalis (scribbled pipefish) is the source of this 1510-nucleotide messenger RNA. RefSeq names its product keratin 98 (gene krt98). Gene Ontology annotation, cellular component: cytoskeleton. The transcript has 6 exons. Bases 66 to 1154 code for a protein of 362 amino acids. Lineage: Eukaryota; Metazoa; Chordata; Actinopteri; Syngnathiformes; Syngnathidae. The record is from RefSeq and is a predicted model, not a curated record. Gene Ontology annotation, molecular function: structural molecule activity.
AGUGAUGCUCACAACUGCAGAUCCUCUCCAGGAUUUCCUCUUGGUCCACAACCUGAUACCUCAUCAUGUCAUUGAGCACUAGAUCCUACGGCCAGAAAACCCUUAGCGUGUACGGUGGAGCCGGCGGCCAUGGCACCCGCAUUUCCUCCGCCCAGGCAUGUUACUUACCUGCUCCGGGCUUCAACUUGGCCGACGGCCUGGACCUGCACGUGGGCGCCAACGAGAAGGCAACCAUGCAGAACCUCAACGACCGCCUGGCUUCUUACCUGGAGAAGGUGCGCACCCUGGAGAAGGAGAAUGAGCGUCUGGACAAGCAGAUCAGAGAGUGGUACCAGAGCAGAGCUGUCAUCAGCCACGACUACACCAACUACUUCGCCAUUAUUGAUGAUCUGAAGGAUAAGAUCCGGAUCGCUGCAAGGCUCAAUGCCAAGACGAUUCUCGAUAUCGACAAUGCGAAACUGGCUGCUGAUGACUUCAAAAUGAAAUAUGAGAAUGAGCUGGCCAUGAGAAUGGCUGUGGAGGGUGACAUCGCUGGGUUGAAGAGGGUGCAGGAAGAGAUGAAAAUGGUCAGAGUGGAUCUGGAGUGCCAAGUGGAUGGUCUGAAAGACGAGCUCAUCAUGCUCAAGAAAAACCAUGAAGAGGAAUUAGCUUUACUCAGGAGUCAGAUGGGUGGUCAGGUAAAUGUGUCCGUGGACGCGUCACCCUCUCCAGACUUGAACCAGGCUAUGACAGAGAUCAGAGAGCACUAUGAGGCUCUAAUCGCCAAAAAUCGCAGGGAACUCGAGUCCUGGUACCAAACCAAGAUGGCAGCAAUAGAGCAGGAAGUGAUUACACAGACCGAGUCCCUGGUGACGUCCCGCACAGAAAUCAAAGACCUGAAGAGCACUCUCCAGAGGCUGGAGAUUGAACUGCAGUCCCAUCUCAGCAUGAAAGCAUCCCUGGAGGGCACCCUGGCAGAGACGCAAUCCCGCUACGCUGCACAGCUAGCCGGCCUGCAGAACAUGGUGGUCAGCUUAGAGGCCCAGCUUUCCCAGAUCCACGCAAACAUCACCAACAAUAAGCACGAGUACGAUAUGCUGUUGGAUCUUAAAACCCGACUGGAGCUGGAGAUUGCAGAGUACCGACGACUGCUGGACGGAGAAGAUGAAAGGUAAGAACAUUAGUAAAUAUUGUGUAGACUUUAUAAAAAACCAAUAGAGUUCAUAGUAUCAUGUAAAUAGCAAAAAAAAAAACACUAAUGCCUUGAAAUAAUAUGCUCUCCUUUUCUUCUUUUUGACCAGCUCAAAGCAAGGUGAGCAUCCGCAAAGGCACCAUUAAAGAAUUUAAUAAAAUAAAAUGCUCAAUUUUCUUUUCUUUUCUUUUCUACAGUGGUCACCAAAGUUAUCACGGUUGUGGAGACUGUCGUGGAUGGGAGGGUGGUUGAGAGCAGCAAGACUGUUGAUGUAGAUGUGGAUGAAAUUGAGUGACACCUUGGAAGAGACUAGAAAUUCAAUAAAGACAACGCAGUUAA